UUUUAAAAUCAUAUUUCCGUCGUGAAUUUAUCAAGGACAAUGUUAUUACACAUACAUUAAGGUUCGUUUAAAAAGUUACGGCCUCCGGUCUUAAUUAGAUUGGAUUAAUUCAGUUGUGAUUCUAUUUCUACAUAGGACACCCCUGUCAUCAUUGGGUAAGGAAGUGCUUCUGGCACUUCCUUAUUCAAAAGUUUUAUUUAGGGAAAGGCUCGGUGAAAAGUUGGACACUGGUUUACAUAUCUCGACGUUGUUAUUGUCAAAUAUGAAGGGCAUGGGUCAUAUUUAUCGUACAUUUUCGCAGAACUAGCGUGCAGCUACCGCAGUUUUCUCCAUGGCUGUAAUUGUUAGAAGCUGGCUAACGUUGCACUGAGCGACUCUACAAAGAGGAAGAUGUCCACGGCUAACGUUAGCGAAGACGUCCGAGCGAAGUUUCCCCUGCAUUCCGCAGUGUGGGAGAAUGACUACAGGACACUGGAAGAACAAAUAAAGUCGGCACAGAAUGACAUUGAGGCCGUGGAUCCCAGAGGUAAGACACCUCUACACCUGGCUGUGUCGCUCGGGCACCUGGAGUCAGUGAGAGUCCUUCUGAGACACGGUGCUGAAGUGACUAAAGAAAACGGCAAGAAUUGGACAGUGCUUCAAGAGGCAGUCAGCACGGGAGAUCCAGAGAUGGUUCAGUUAGUGCUUCAGCGCAGAGACUACCUCAAAGCCUCCACUGCUCUGGGAGGAGUGCCUCAGCUGCUGGCAAAGAUCCGAGAGUCUCCAGACUUCUAUAUGGAAAUGAAGUGGGAAUUCACCAGUUGGAUCCCUCUUCUGUCCCGGGUUUGUCCAAGUGAUGUUUGUCGCAUUUGGAAAAGUGGCGCCAGUCUGCGAGUAGAUGCCACUCUUCUAGGCUUUGAAAACAUGACUUGGAUCAGAGGGCGCAGAAGCUACAUCUUCAAAGGAGAUGAUUCAUAUGCAGAGUUGAUGGAGGUGAACCAUGAAGAUGAAGUUGUGGACACUGAGCGCUUCAACAUAUCCCAAGAAAUCGAGGAUGUCACGCUAGAGUCAAUGCAGCCAGCUGAGCAGGAAGUUGCCAAAAGAUUGACCAGUCCGAUUGUCAACACCUACUUGGACACCAAGGAUAUUGCUUUCGAGAGGAUCAAGUCUGGGAUUUGGGGCUGGAGAGCUGACAAAACUGAAAUGGUCAAUGGAUUUGAAGCAAAGGUUUUCAGUGUGAACAAUGUGAGUGUGGUAAUCAGGACAAGGACCGAGCAUCUCACAGACGAAGAGAUUACCAGGAUAAAAAGUGAAAAGAACAUCCUGGAGUCUCUGCUUGGGACUGUGGAGCAGCACAUCAGUGCACAAGGGGACCUGACUCUUGAGCAUGCAACUGCCACCAAUCCCACUGCGAUCACUCCAGAGGAAUACUUUGACCCUGACUUUGACCUGGGGAACAGAGACAUCGGCCGGCCCAUCGAACUGAGCAUUCGAACUCAGAAGUUCAAAGGUACAUUGUGGAUGAGUGAGGAACAUCCUCUGUCCCUGGUGGAGCAGGUGACCCCCAUUAUUGACCUCAUGGCUCGGACCAGUUCCCAUUUUGCACGGCUACGAGACUUCGUAACCCUAAAAUUUCCUCCUGGAUUUCCUGUUAAAAUAGAGAUUCCCCUGUUUCAUGUGCUGAAUGCCAGGAUUACAUUUGGAAAUGUCAAUAAAUGCAGUACUGAAGAGGAGGCCAACAUAACACCAGCAGCUACACCAACAUCCUCAGGAGAAGAGGAAGAAGCUGCAGCUCUGCCUCCGUUUCAAGUGUGUCCUUCAGUGUUUGAGGUUCCCGCCAGUUACCAUCGGCGAGGAGGCAGCCGACACACAACCGUAUCCAACAACGACGAGGAGCUUUUGCAGUACGCCAUCCAUCAGAGUCUACUGGAGUCUCGCAGAGUCCCAGGCCAGGAGGGGAUUUGGGAUGAUGCUGAGGGGGAUUUCACUGAUGUAAUGCCCAGUAGCCAGAGUGACAGGAGUAUCCCAGAGGGGUUGCUAGUGGAAUAUGGAGACACCCCCAGCUCUGUCAGCUCCCCCUCUGCCUCAAGCCCCGAGUCAGAGCUCUGCCUGGCCAUGGAGCUCUCUGCAAGGGCUCAAGAGGAAGAGGAUAGGCUGAGGAAGCAGGAGGAAGAGGAUCUGGAGAGGAUCUUGCAGCUAUCGCUCACUGACAAGUAAAAUAAAAAUAGAAAUAAAAAAAUAAGAGGGAAUAAUAAUGCAACUUUUCCAGAUCCAGAAGCAACUACCACACCUCAAUUGUCCUUCCUUACCACUGUAGUCAUCUAUGCAACUGCAAGUUUCUUUAUGUAGCAGAUCGUUCUUGCACAGGCAAUAUCAGAUUCUCGCUAUCCAAUAUUUUCCAAAAAGUAUUUUUGGUAAGAUCAUACUCCUUUAUAUAUUUAUAUCUUAGCAUAGUGCGUCUUCAUCCUCAACUCAUGGACAGAUCAGAUCAUUCUGGCUUGGUUCUUUGCUUUAUUUAUUUUCUAUCCAAAUGAGUCACAGCAGCAACCCCCACGUGGUAAUCCUAUUGUUGCCCAGAGUGGCAAAUGCCCCCCCCCCCCCCCCCUCCCAAGGUACCUAUCCCUGGAUCUUAGAUGGCUAGAUUAAAAACAGCCUAGCCUAAUAGAAAGCGACCAGUACUGUGGACCUAAAGGGACAGAUGUAAGAUUUUUCACUGCAAGGUCUUCCUGGAGAAUCACUUUGUUGAUGACCCUAGGCUCACGGAGUAAAAGAAAUCUCAGGGUUCCAACUGUACAAAUUGUCCUAUCCCUUUGGAAUUAGUUUGUAAAUCUAUGGGAAAUUGUGGCCCGGUUAUUGUUUCUUUGGUGCAAGAUGGUAUCACUCGUGCAUAUCUGCCAUAUCAAUAUUCAUUCAGAAAGUUGGGUUCAUUGAGUCAAAGGUUCACAGGUAAAUGAAUUUCCUUGUACAUACACUCUACAGAUGGCUAAACAGAAGCAAUGUUAAUGUGAGAGGAACUAAAAAUCAGCUGCAUGGUAACGUAAUAUCUUCGCUGCAACAAGGAUGGGGCUCUAACUUUCCAGGGUUGAUUUUUAUUUUAACAUUUUCGGAGAUUUCAUGGUGAGAAGGGACAUAUUGUUGUUAACUAUCACUGAGCGACUUUAAGCAUCAUCACCUCUGUUAAAAAACGCAAAUGCAGGGACCAGUCUGUCUGUGGAUUUACAGCCUUCAUGCAGUUAUAAAGCAGUCCCGUAACCAAUGCUGCAGAGAUUAUUCAGAUUCCUAACGGAAGUCUUUUAGCCUUUUGUAGCCACAAACAACUCUAGACCUCUGAGACAGACAGCACAGGUUUAAGAUUAAACACGCCCGCCAUAUGUAGGAUUAGUUUCUUCAGCAUGUGCCAAGGGAUUCCUUUGCUCUGACGACGCUUGGAGGAAGCAAGAGGUGGUGGAGAUUUGAUGUGCCACAUAGACUAAAGUUUUGAACAGAUUUUUUUAUUUUUAUUUUAUUUUGUAACUU
Molecule: messenger RNA, 3495 nt
Organism: Etheostoma cragini (Arkansas darter)
Lineage: Eukaryota; Metazoa; Chordata; Actinopteri; Perciformes; Percidae
Gene: ankrd13a
Product: ankyrin repeat domain 13A
Exons: 15
Coding region: 391-2196 (601 amino acids)
Cellular component (GO): cytoplasm
Molecular function (GO): protein binding
Source: RefSeq, a predicted model, not a curated record